UCUUUGGUCAAAUUGAAAUAAUUAGAAAUAAUAUUUGAAAUAUAUUUCUGAUUCCUUUAUGUAUUUGUGAGACCAAUUUGAAAUUUCACAAAUUCCUAAAUUUGCAGUAAAUAAUGUUCGUAGGUAUACGCUAUACGGUGAGACACUAGACUACUAUGAAAUUUUGAGCAAAAUAAAGCCGUAACAUACGUCGUCUUCGACGCCUUCGUCCUUUGGAUUGGCUCAUCUUGAAAUAGCUUGUGCGCUCUUUUGGGCGUAAAGAUUAGUAAAGAAUCAAAUAAUUCAAACACUAACAACAAACAGAGACUUGCAGGGAUAAAAGAUAAAAAAAUGGCCCUCCCAAAUAUGCCAAGUCUCUGGACUUCAAGAAAAAAUGUGUAUGAAGCAGCAAUAGUGCGACGAAGAAACCAAGAGGAUGAUUUUCGGGAAAAAUGGCAAGACACAUCAAGAUAUUUUCAUGAUACAGAAAUAGGAGCUGUUAAACAAACUGCAUGGACUUCAGAGGAUUCAUUCCAUGAUAGCAUGGAUGCCUAUAAAUCUCAACACAACAGAGAAAUCAAAGCUAUGAAUUUAAAGCGGAGAAGGCUUAAGUUGACAGACAUGCUGCAGAAAGAAAGAGAUGUGUUGGAGGCAGAAUUACGAGGAUAUUCAGCUGAUAAUUAUGAUAGAAUUUCUGAUAUGAAAGAAAGGAGUGAGAAUCUAAGAAGUGCGAGAGAAGAGAAGAGGAAGCAGUUGGCUGAAGAGAAAUUGUAUGAUCACUUCAGGAAAAAUAACCCAGAUCUCAGAGAGCUUGAGUCCAGGGCGGGAGAACAAGAGGUGAUUGAAGAGUGGGAAGGACAAGUGGAGGAACAGAAGAGGAAACAAGAACAAGAGAUCAGGGAGAAGGCAUUGUACGAGCAGUUGAUGGAAGAAGAGCGUCAGGCAGCUUUAAAGUUUGACCAGGAGUUAGAGCGGGAGAAGAUUCAAGAGGAGAAAAAAUUAAAAUCAGUGCUGAGAGAUCAGGUUGAAGAGCUUAAGCAAAGGGAACGUGAGGCUGAAAGAUUAAAAUUCCAAGCAGAGGAGCUCCAGAAACAGCAGUGGGAGCUGGAGAAAUUAGAAGACCAAAGAAAAGAAAUGGAUGAGAUUAGGAAAAAAGAAGAAUUUGGACGUGUUUUGCUUCGUCAACAUAAAGCUAAGCUACUUCAAAGGUCCAAACAAGUUCAGGAACAGUUGGAACUUGAUCGCCGAAUACUAGAAGCUCUAACUGAGAAAGCAGAAGAAGACCGGGUGUUACAGACAGCAAGAAAAGAGAAGGCAAGAGCAGAUGCUGCUUGGAUGAAGCAGGUAAUUGAUGAACAACUUCGUCUGGAAAAAGCAAGGGAGGCAGAACUGGACAUGCUUUAUCAGGAUGAAGCGUCAAGGAUGUGGCAGAAAAGAGAAGCAGAAUGGGAAAGAGAGCGACAGGCGAGGGAACGAUUAAUGAACGAGGUAUUACAAGGCAGACAAGAGCAGAUAGAGGAUCGCAUGGAGGAAAUACGCAAGAAGCAGGAGGAGUCACUAGAAAGGCGAGAGGAACUGCUGAGGGAGUUAGACAUAGCACAACAAAUGACAAGGAGAGAACAAGAGGAAGAGAUGAAACUGAAGACAGAAAGAAAACAACAGUUACAAGCACAGAUGACAAGUCGAAGGGAACAGAAGAUCUCAGCACAAGAUCAACUACUGAGAGAAAUGGCAGAGGAAAAGAAGGCAGAAGAAGACUAUGAAGAGAUGCUCAGGCGUGAAGCUGAACGAAUGAAUAUAAGAGGCUUUGGACCAAAGAAAUUUGGAAAGAAGCAGGCCUGGCAGUGAAUUUUACUACGUGAUGUGUAGCAGUGGAAUCCAUCCAUAGCAAUCUGUGAUAUAUUAUGAUUUACAUCAUUAUGUGAGGUGUUCUACCUACCAGAAAAUAUAAUUUAGUAUUUCUCUGCCUUUGUGUCUUCAAACAAACCAAGUAUCAUGUAAUCAUUGUGAUUAAUUAAAGGUUUGGGGCAUGUAGUUGAGAUGUUGUGACAGUUUAUCAUAAGGUAUGUAAAACUUUUUAAAGUCUCUUUCAGCAAAAAAUAAUCACAUCACUAUAUGUUGCAUUGGUGUCUGGUGUCAUUUUCAGAUUUAAGUGAGCUCUAAUGUGUUCGUGUAUUAAAAGCCUAGUAUUUAUUUUCUAAAAAGUGUAAAUGUGAAGGACAUUUUAGCUGUUCAUUUUGUGUCAGUUUGGGUUGCAUGGAUUAGUAGCAGAUUUAGACUGGGAAUUGCCACUAGACAAGGAAUAGGAAAUGCACAGAUGUAGCUGACUUUACAUGAUUCUCACGUUCUUGAUCUGCUAAAUGUUAAGGUAGCAUUUCCAUGAUAUACAUGAAUAAUCAGGCCAGCAAUUGCCAAAGGGGGGUUCUUUUCUGUAAAUGUGGACCUUUUGUCAAGAAACCUUAGUUUUCCUAUAUCAAAUUUACCCAGAGUGGACCCUUUCCCAGCAAAAAGGGGGGUUCAUUGAACCCCCUGAAACCCCCCCUGGCUAUGGGCCUGAUAUUGAACACCAGGAAAAACUGCAUUAUCUGUGUUCCCUUUGCAAGUCUGUGAUUUGUUUAUACUGCCACUUAUCUUACAUGUCAACUUAUGUAAAAGUACAUAAUAUAGCUCCUUUCUCUAUUAAAUAAUUCAUUAAAGAAUAUGACUACACUGUUUUCUCUAGGAUUAUUGUGUAACAAAAAUAAAAAUAUAUUUGAAAAAAAAUGUUCACUACA
Molecule: messenger RNA, 2753 nt
Organism: Lingula anatina
Lineage: Eukaryota; Metazoa; Brachiopoda; Lingulata; Lingulida; Lingulidae
Product: trichoplein keratin filament-binding protein
Biological process (GO): apoptotic process
Cellular component (GO): keratin filament
Source: RefSeq, a predicted model, not a curated record